UUUUAAGUUCGUCAAAAGAUAAACUGAAAAUUCUUUCAAAAGAAUGUAAAAAAAGAAUAUUUGAAACUAUUACUUCAUUUAAAAAUAUCACUAUUUCACGCAAAAUUUCAAAAUAGACUAAAUCGUUAAAAUAUUGUUAAAGCUAAAGAAAAGUGAUUCAGUAUGAAAAGUUCGUUAAAAAUAUAAAAUUUAAUCAUCAUUAAUAAUCAUAUCAGAAAUUUAAUUCUAAUAUAAUAUGAAAUCAAAGAAGUAGUGAAAAAUUCUCUAUACCUAUAUUAUGAGAAACAUUUUUUAUAAAAAAUAGUUUAUCAUUAACGAUAAUUAUUAUUUGUGUCAAAUAAUGAUUCGAAAUAGUAUAUACAACUUCUCAUGUUAAAAAAUAUUUACAGUACAUUAAAAUUUUGAAAGUUACUCAUUAUUACUUUUGAACCCUAAAAAAAUGUUGUUAAACUUAUGAUUACGUAAAUAGCUAUUCAUCAGAAGUGCUCAGAAAAGUAGUGUAUUAAUCAUUGGCCUCGAUUCAAAAGUUCUGAGAUUAUAAAGAACAGCAUGAAUAUGCAUCGUCAAUGGAAUGUACACAUUUUUUCCAUCAUAAUUGUUUUCAUAGCAAUGAUAUUCUUUAACUCCGUUAUUACUACGAGUCUUCAACCUUUGACAAAUCCGACGUCAAAGUUAGUUUCUAAUUAUGUAGAAAAAACAUCAGUAAUUAAUGGAAGUGAUAAAAAAAAUGAAGCAAUUACCCUUACAGAUAUUGUGAGAACCUUAAAAGAAAAUCACUCAGUGCAUUUAAAUGAUAUUAAUGGUAGUUUACACCGUCACCACCAUAAAAGUGGAAACUUCAACGUCGUUGAUGAAAAGACUCCAUUGUUUCCCACCGAUCUUUUUAGUCUUGAAGAAAGGCGCCAAGGAGCUGUCAUUUUACAUGUUCUUGGAGUAGUCUACAUGUUCGUGGCAUUAGCUAUUGUAUGUGAUGAAUUUUUUGUACCGUCUUUAGACGUUAUUAUUGAAAAAUUGAAUAUCGCUGAUGAUGUUGCUGGCGCAACAUUUAUGGCAGCUGGAGGCUCUGCUCCGGAAUUAUUUACAUCUAUAAUUGGAGUAUUUGUGUCAUUUGAUGACGUUGGAAUUGGAACUAUCGUUGGUUCAGCUGUAUUCAAUAUUUUAUUCGUAAUUGGCAUGUGUGCAAUAUUUUCAAAAACAGUUUUAUCUUUGACUUGGUGGCCUCUUUUCCGUGAUUGUACUUUUUACAGUGCCAGUCUCUUAACAUUAAUUUACUUUUUUAGAGAUAAUUAUAUUUAUUGGUAUGAAGCAUUAGUUCUAUUUGGAUUUUAUUUAGCAUAUGUAAGUUUUAUGAAAUGGAAUAGACCCAUGGAAAUGUUCGUCAAACGAAUCCUUUUUAAUAAAAAAGUCACAAGAGUAAGAUCCACCGAUCAAUUGAUGCCUACGUUAAUAGAGAGUGUUCAAACGAAGGUUAACCACUCUGUCCCGUUUCCAUCGAAUGUUUUUUACUGGUUCUGUGACCAUCUAAGUAAAGAGGUUGCAAAAAGUCACCACUACGAAAGUGGCUUAAAAAAGUCGAAGUGGCACUUUUGGGGUAUCGUUUAA
Trichogramma pretiosum is the source of this 1602-nucleotide messenger RNA. RefSeq names its product sodium/potassium/calcium exchanger Nckx30C-like. Bases 550 to 1602 code for a protein of 350 amino acids. NCBI's taxonomy places the organism in Eukaryota, Metazoa, Arthropoda, Insecta, Hymenoptera, Trichogrammatidae. The transcript is spliced from 2 exons. Gene Ontology annotation, biological process: intracellular calcium ion homeostasis; calcium ion transmembrane transport. Gene Ontology annotation, molecular function: calcium channel activity; calcium, potassium:sodium antiporter activity. The record is from RefSeq and is a predicted model, not a curated record. Gene Ontology annotation, cellular component: membrane.